AUGAUCACUAGUUCCGGGGGAGCCUCCUCGAAGUCGAAGGCUGGGUCGUUGCAGCCCUCGGAAACUUCGUUUAAGCGCAAACGAGGAUUCUUUCAGAAAGAAUUGCAGCAUAUGAUGUAUGGUUUUGGAGAUGACCCAAAUCCGCUUCUAGAGAGUGUGGCACUUGUGGAGGACAUUGUUUUGGAGUGUAUCACCGACCUGGUAAAUAAAGCCCAAGAUAUUAAAUCAAAGAGGGGGAAGCUAUCAGUUGAAGGUUUCCUGUAUCUGAUACGCAAGGACUUGCCAAAACUUAACUGGUGUACAGAGUUGCUUUCUAUGAAUGAGGAGCUGAAACAAGCCAGGAAGGUUUUUGAGUCAGAUGAGGAGAAGUUGAGGAAGGUUUUAGAGGCAGAUGAAGAAACUAGAUGGAUUUGUGUGGUGGUUUUAUUCUACUUGCAUCUGUUCAUACUUUCUGGUAUGGUAAGAUUUUAUGGUAAGAGUAGACCCCAGUAAUUUU
This is a messenger RNA of Juglans microcarpa x Juglans regia, 496 nucleotides long. RefSeq names its product transcription initiation factor TFIID subunit 13-like. The transcript is spliced from 5 exons. The record is from RefSeq and is a predicted model, not a curated record. Gene Ontology annotation, molecular function: protein heterodimerization activity. Bases 1 to 492 code for a protein of 163 amino acids. Gene Ontology annotation, biological process: transcription by RNA polymerase II. NCBI's taxonomy places the organism in Eukaryota, Viridiplantae, Streptophyta, Magnoliopsida, Fagales, Juglandaceae.